Cynocephalus volans (Philippine flying lemur) is the source of this 1173-nucleotide messenger RNA. RefSeq names its product 5-hydroxytryptamine receptor 1B (gene HTR1B). Gene Ontology annotation, molecular function: neurotransmitter receptor activity; G protein-coupled serotonin receptor activity. The coding region runs from base 1 to 1173 and encodes 390 amino acids. Gene Ontology annotation, biological process: G protein-coupled receptor signaling pathway, coupled to cyclic nucleotide second messenger; adenylate cyclase-inhibiting serotonin receptor signaling pathway; regulation of behavior. The transcript has a single exon. Lineage: Eukaryota; Metazoa; Chordata; Mammalia; Dermoptera; Cynocephalidae. Gene Ontology annotation, cellular component: plasma membrane; dendrite. The record is from RefSeq and is a predicted model, not a curated record.
AUGGAAGAACCAGGUGCUCUGUGCGCCCCGCCGCUGCCCGCUGGCACCCAGACCGGGGUUCCUCAAACCAACCUCUCCGCUGCUCCCUCCCGCAACUGCAGCGCCGAGGGCUACAUUUACCAGGACUCCAUCACCCUGCCCUGGAAAGUACUGCUGGUUAUCCUGCUGGCGCUCAUCACCUUGAUCACCACGCUCUCCAACGCCUUCGUGAUCGCCACAGUGUACCGGACCCGGAAGCUGCACACCCCGGCUAACUACCUGAUCGCCUCCCUGGCUGUCACAGACCUGCUGGUGUCCAUCCUGGUGAUGCCCAUCAGCACCAUGUACACGGUCACCGGCCGCUGGACACUGGGCCAGGUGGUCUGCGACUUGUGGCUGUCGUCGGACAUCACCUGUUGCACCGCUUCCAUCCUGCACCUCUGUGUCAUCGCUCUGGACCGCUACUGGGCCAUCACGGACGCCGUGGAAUACUCAGCUAAAAGGACUCCGAAGAGGGCGGCGGUCAUGAUCGCGCUGGUGUGGUUCUUCUCCAUCUGUAUCUCGCUGCCGCCCUUCUUCUGGCGUCAAGCCAAAGCCGAGGAGGAGGUGUUGGAAUGCGUGGUGAACACCGACCACGUCCUCUACACCGUCUACUCCACGGUGGGCGCUUUCUACUUCCCCACCCUGCUCCUCAUCGCCCUCUACGGCCGCAUCUAUGUGGAAGCCCGCUCCCGGAUUUUGAAGCAGACGCCCAACAGGACCGGCAAGCGCCUGACCCGAGCGCAGCUGAUCACCGACUCCCCGGGAUCCACGUCCUCGGUCACCUCCAUUAACUCGAGGGCUCCCGACGUGCCCAGUGAAUCCGGGUCUCCUGUCUACGUGAACCAAGUCAAAGUGCGAGUCUCCGACGCCCUGCUGGAAAAGAAGAAACUCAUGGCCGCUAGGGAGCGCAAAGCCACCAAGACUCUGGGGAUCAUUUUAGGAGCGUUUAUUGUGUGUUGGCUGCCCUUCUUCAUCAUCUCCCUGGCCAUGCCUAUCUGCAAGGAUGCCUGCUGGUUCCACCUGGCUAUCUUUGAUUUCUUCACGUGGCUGGGCUAUAUCAACUCCCUCAUCAACCCCAUCAUCUAUACCAUGUCCAAUGAGGACUUCAAACAAGCAUUCCAUAAACUGAUACGCUUUAAGUGCACAAGUUGA